CGAUUCAAGCCAAACUGACGGUCAUCUAAUCAUACUAAUCGAAUCAGUAGCACCUACCGCUCCCGUUGGCCAGACUAUCCGUCGCAGGCUGGAUUCUGCUCUAAUGGACUCUCCCCGGCUUGCAAGACGCCGUGAUACCAAUUAGCGUGUCCUCAUGGCUGAUGGGAUUUUUGCUAACGGCCAGAGACGAUCCCGACGGGUGACGGACUUUUGACACCUAGUCGACGAAUGUGCGCUCGCGAAGCGAUUGGCGUCCGUUGCCGAUAAAAGAUGGAGCGAUCGCGGUCGGGCUAGUCAGUCGAGUCGGUGUAGUGUUGUUGGGUGUACUACUGCCAGUUUUUAAAUUCUAAUCUCUUGUAAAUAAAAAUCUUCAAAAUGGUUGGAAUGUCGCGAACGCUGGAACUGUCGCCAAAUGCGCACAUCAACAAGUCGCUGCUCGACAAGUACAUGGCCUUGCCGAUGCCGGACGGUAAGAUUCAGGCGACGUACAUCUGGAUCGAUGGUACGGGCGAGAACGUCCGCUGCAAGGACCGUACGCUUGACUUCAUCCCUCAAUCACCGAGCGAUCUACCGAUCUGGAACUAUGACGGUAGCUCCACGUACCAGGCGGAAGGAUCCAACUCCGACGUUUAUCUGCACCCGGUCGCCAUCUACCGGGAUCCGUUCCGUCGCGGCAACAACAUCCUGGUGCUGUGCGAAACGUACCACUACGAUGGCACACCGACCGAAUCGAACAAGCGCAAGACGUGUCUGGAGGUGUGCCAGCAGACGGCGGACGAGAAGCCGUGGUUCGGUAUCGAGCAGGAGUACACGCUGCUGGACGUCGAUGGACGCCCACUCGGGUGGCCCAAGAACGGAUUCCCGGGACCGCAGGGACCGUACUACUGUGGUGUCGGUGCGGACAAGGUGUACGCGCGCGACAUUGUCGACGCACACUACCGGGCCUGUCUGUACGCGGGCGUAAAGAUUUGCGGCACGAACGCGGAGGUGAUGCCGGCCCAGUGGGAGUAUCAGGUGGGACCGUGCGAAGGCAUCCAGAUUGGGGAUGAUCUGUGGAUGUCCCGGUUUCUGCUGCACCGUGUGGCGGAAGAGUUUGGCAUCGUUGCCACACUGGACCCGAAACCGAUGCAGGGUGACUGGAACGGUGCCGGUGCACACACGAACGUUUCCACCCAGACGAUGCGCGAACCGGGUGGUCUGGCGGAGAUCGAGCGCGCCAUUGCCAAGCUGUCGAAGCACCACGAGCGUCAUAUCCGUGCGUACGAUCCGCACGGUGGAAAGGACAACGAACGUCGGCUGACCGGAAAACACGAAACCAGCUCGAUCCACGAUUUCAAUGCCGGUGUCGCUAAUCGUGGCUGCUCCAUUCGUAUUCCGCGCGGCGUUUCCGACCAAGGGUUCGGCUACUUCGAGGAUCGUCGCCCAAGCUCGAACUGCGAUCCGUACAGCGUUGCCGAAGCUAUUCUGCGCACGAUAAGCCUCAACGAAUAGCUAGCGGCUACCGUAUUCUAGUGCCGUCGGACAUUCCAUCGUUUUGGAAAGUUCUAUUUCCAGGAAUGAUAAAAACAAGAGAAAAACACACACACACACACACACACACGAUAAUUAUAACGAUGCAUUACCACACUUGAUCGUACAGCCCCCCCAUGUUUUCCUUUUCCCAUAUUCUGUUUAGUGUUUAGCGUUGCUAUGGUUACGCAAGAUGGAAUCACAUUUAACCUUUUUGGAUCACAGUUGUUUUUUUUUCUUUCUUUACCUCAGCGAGCUGUGAGAAGCUGCCGCGGUGUUGUUAACAAUUGUGAACGAAAAAAGUAGGUUGUUUGUACCUAGAAAAACGAAAUAAAAAGAUGUAAAAUAGUUAAACGUAA
Molecule: messenger RNA, 1868 nt
Organism: Anopheles stephensi (Asian malaria mosquito)
Lineage: Eukaryota; Metazoa; Arthropoda; Insecta; Diptera; Culicidae
Gene: Gs2
Product: glutamine synthetase 2 cytoplasmic
Exons: 5
Coding region: 376-1491 (371 amino acids)
Cellular component (GO): cytoplasm
Molecular function (GO): glutamine synthetase activity
Source: RefSeq, a predicted model, not a curated record